UCAAUAAUAGAGUGCCCAACUCCGCCGUCUCCGCUGCAAAAGCCACAGCCUCUUCCGCAGAAAGAGGAUCCAAAUCGUUGAUGUGGCCUCUGGUUCUUGAUUUCCAGCCUUCCAUGCAUUGCAUCGCAUGUGAAGCCGCGGAGUUUUGGGGCUUGGAUUGCUUGAGAAGGAGGUUUUUGGUUCGGAAGAAGAAGAAGAAGAAGAAUUGGAGGAGAAGGAGGACAUGGGGUUGAUCUCAGGGAUGUUUAUAGGGAUGCUUUUGGGAAUCGCUCUUAUCGCCGGUUGGAGCCGGAUGAUGAGCUACCGCAGCGCUAAGCGCAUCACCAAGGCUAUGGAUAUAAAGCUACUAGGAUCCCUUAAUAGAGAUGAUUUGAAGAAACUCUGUGGUGACAGCUAUCCUGAAUGGAUAUCUUUUCCUUUAUAUGAACAGGUCAAGUGGCUGAACAAGCAAUUGGGCAAACUUUGGCCUUUUAUCUCAGAAGCAGUGACAGCCAUUGUUAAAGAAUCUGUAGAGCCACUUCUGGAUGAUUACCGUCCACCAGGAAUUUCCUCACUGAAGUUCAGCAAAUUUUCUCUUGGAAGUGUGCCACCAAAGAUUGAAGGUAUUCGACUUCAAAGUCUUAAGGAAGGUCAAAUCACAAUGGACAUUGACUUUCGUUGGGGAGGAGAUCCUAACAUAAUUCUUGGAGUUGUAGCACUUGUUGCUUCACUACCCAUUCAGUUGAAGGAUCUUCAGGUUUUCACUGUAAUACGUGUCAUUUUUCAACUUUCUGAAGAGAUUCCCUGCAUAUCUGCUGUUGUUGUUGCACUUCUUUCUGAGCCAAAGCCUAGAUUUGAGUAUACCUUAAAGGCAGUGGGAGGAAGUUUGACUGCUGUGCCUGGACUUUCUGACAUGAUAGAUGAUACUGUGCGUUCAAUUAUUUCAGACCAACUCCAGUGGCCUCACAGGAUUGUUGUUCCACUUGGCGGACAAGAUGUGGACGUUAGUGAACUAGAGCUUAAGCCAGAGGGGAGGCUUACUGUGACUGUUGUCAAAGCAAGUGACUUGAAAAAUAUGGAAAUAAUUGGUAAAUCUGAUCCGUAUGUGAUUAUGUAUGUUCGUCCGAUGUUCAAGGUUAAAACAAAAGUUAUAAGAAACAAUCUCAAUCCUGAAUGGAAUGAAAAUUUUGAUAUGGUCAUUGAAGACAAGGAAACUCAGUCUAUUAUCCUUGAGGUUUUAGAUGAAGAUAACAUGGCACAAGAUAAAAGGUUAGGUAUUGUGAAGUUUUCAUUGAAUGAGUUGGAGCCUGAGGUUUCAAAAGAAAUUGAUCUGAGGUUGCUUCCAGCACUAGAUAUGUUGAAGAUUAAAGAUAAGAAGGACAGAGGGCUCUUGAAAAUAAAGGUCAUGUAUCAUCCUUUCACAAAGCAGGAACAACAAAUGGCCUUAGAAGAAGAAAAGAGGGCGAUAAAGGAGAAGAAAAAUUUGAAGGAAGCUGGGGUGAUUGGCAGCACAGUUGAUGCACUGGGAGGGGCAGCAUCCCUGGUUGGAUCAGGUAUUGGUGCUGGUGUUGGGAUGGUAGGCACCGGAAUCGGGGCAGGGGUUGGGCUCGUUGGAUCAGGACUUGGGGCCGGAGCUGGUUUAGUUGGGUCAGGAAUUGGAGCUGGGGCCGGGAUCGUGGGUUCAGGAAUUGGGGCUGGGGCCGGGUUUGUGGGUUCGGGGAUUGGAGCUGUUGGCAGUGGACUGAGUAAAGCUGGGAAAUUCGUCGGUAGAAGUGUGACCGGCCAGUUCAGUAGCUCUAAGAGACAUGGAGGUCAGCCAAAUUCAGGUCAUGCUGAUCCAAAUGGGAGCUGAAUUUGAGCUAACAACAGCGCAUUGCUUUGCAUUUCUGCAUUUGUAGAUCUUGUUUUCUUUCAACUGUUGGAAUUGUGUCAGGGUUGAUGACUGAUGUGAGAAAAAACAUGAGAUCAUAGUGUUUUUAAUACCAUGCUUGACUUAGAAACUGUUAGGAAGUGAUCUAUCUGUUUCUCUGGUUGCAAGAGUGUGAACCAUUUUCUUCAGGCGAAAGUCUAAAAGGGAUCCUCAACUACCAAACUGUUCAAAUUUAUCA
Dioscorea cayenensis subsp. rotundata (Guinea yam) is the source of this 2087-nucleotide messenger RNA. Its product is annotated as synaptotagmin-5-like. Bases 224 to 1831 code for a protein of 535 amino acids. The record is from RefSeq and is a predicted model, not a curated record. Gene Ontology annotation, molecular function: lipid binding. Lineage: Eukaryota; Viridiplantae; Streptophyta; Magnoliopsida; Dioscoreales; Dioscoreaceae. The transcript has 11 exons. Gene Ontology annotation, cellular component: endoplasmic reticulum.